AUGGCGGUCUCCUCGCAGACUUCUGCCCCAAGCAGUGACGCGCCUGUCAGCGUCACGUACACGGUUGCCAGCGCGCCAGUCUCGGGAGCUUCCAGAGAGCCAUACUAUCCUUCCAGCCUGGACACCUCUGCCACCGAAUCUGCCUCAGGCUCCAGCUCCGCCUCUGCCGCCAGCUCGACGGCCUCUGCCGGCUCUGUAGAGGCCUACGCAGAGAAAAGCAAGGGUAUCACAUACUCUCCUUACACCGACUCGGGAUCGUGCAAAUCUGAGAGCCAGGUUGCCAGCGACAUUGCCAAACUCUCCGCCUACGAAAUCAUCAGAGUCUACGCUCCAGACUGCUCCUGCAUCACCAACAUCAUGGCCAAUAUGGGCUCCAACCAGAAAAUUUUUGCCGGACUCUACAACAUCAACUCGCUCACUGACGACAUUGCUACUCUGGCCCAACAGGUCGAGGCAUCCAGCCAGGGCUGGGACGGCAUCUACGCUGUGGCCAUCGGUAACGAGUGGGUGCAAAAUGGAGAGUCUGCCUCGAACGUGGUCAAUGCUGUCUCCUCCGGAAGAUCGACACUCUCGUCUAAAGGCUGGACCGGAAAGGUGGUGACUGUCGACACUGUCGGAGCAUACCAGGACAACGAAAGCCUGUGUGAGGCCUCUGACUUCAUUGCCGUCAACGCCCAUCCAUACUGGGACGGAAACGUCAAGCCAGAAGACAGUGGCAGCUUCCUGGAAUCUCAGAUCUCGCUUCUAAAGAGCACCUGUGGCAGUGACAAAUCGAUCUUGAUUUGCGAAACCGGAUGGCCAACCCAGGGAGACACCUACGGAUCAGAGGGUGUUCCAUCGACGGCAAACCAGCUCACUGCCAUCAAAUCCAUCACCGAGUCGCUUGCCGACCAGGUGAUCAUGUUCACCACAUACAACGACUACUGGAAAGACGCUGGUAGCUACGGCGUUGAACAGUACUGGGGCAUCUAUCCUAACUGA
Messenger RNA from Ogataea polymorpha, 981 nucleotides. RefSeq lists its product as uncharacterized. The record is from RefSeq and is a predicted model, not a curated record. Lineage: Eukaryota; Fungi; Ascomycota; Pichiomycetes; Pichiales; Pichiaceae. The transcript has a single exon. Gene Ontology annotation, biological process: cell wall organization; carbohydrate metabolic process. Gene Ontology annotation, molecular function: glucan endo-1,3-beta-D-glucosidase activity; 1,3-beta-glucanosyltransferase activity. Gene Ontology annotation, cellular component: fungal-type cell wall; extracellular region; cell surface. Bases 1 to 981 code for a protein of 326 amino acids.